This is a messenger RNA of Elgaria multicarinata webbii, 9618 nucleotides long. It is a transcript of the gene SETD7, whose product is annotated as SET domain containing 7, histone lysine methyltransferase. The transcript has 8 exons. The record is from RefSeq and is a predicted model, not a curated record. Lineage: Eukaryota; Metazoa; Chordata; Lepidosauria; Squamata; Anguidae. Gene Ontology annotation, biological process: heterochromatin organization; regulation of DNA-templated transcription; peptidyl-lysine monomethylation. Gene Ontology annotation, cellular component: chromosome; nucleus. Gene Ontology annotation, molecular function: chromatin binding; protein binding; histone H3K4 monomethyltransferase activity. The coding region runs from base 34 to 1134 and encodes 366 amino acids.
CGGUGGCUGGCCGGCGGCCGGGCGGGCUGAGCCAUGGACAGUGACGAGGAGACGCUGGAAGAGACCGUCGAGGGAGCACUUGAUGAAGAUGGGAUGCCACAUGGUUUCUGUACAGUCUCUUAUUCAUCCACUGACAGAUUUGAAGGAAAUUUUGUGCAUGGAGAAAAGAAUGGCCGUGGAAAGUUCUUCUUCUUUGAUGGAAGCACACUAGAAGGUUAUUAUGUUGAUGAUGGUCUGCAAGGCCAGGGAGUAUACACCUAUGAAGAUGGAGGGACUCUUCAUGGCACUUACGUGGAUGGCGAACUGAAUGGGCCAGCGCAGGAAUAUGAUGCUGAUGGGCGAUUGAUAUUCAAAGGGCAAUACAAAGAUAAUAUUCGGCAUGGAAUUUGUUGGAUAUACUAUCCAGAUGGUGGGCAUCUAGUUGGAGAAGUUAAUGAAGAAGGAGAGAUGUCGGGAGAGAAGAUAGCCUACGUAUAUCCAGAUGGGAAGAUGGCAUAUUAUGGACAGUUCAUAGAUGGUGAAAUGUUAGAAGCAAAGUUAGCAACUCUUAUAUCCAUAGAAGAGGGAAAGCCACAAUUUGAAGUGCUGCCAGGUGGCCCAGUGUACAGUUUUGAUAAAUCUACUUCAUCCUGCAUUUCUACAAAUGCACUUCUUCCUGAUCCUUAUGAAUCAGAGAGGGUAUAUGUAGAUACAUCUCUCAUUUCCAGUGCUGGAGAAGGGUUGUUUACUAAAGUAGCUGCUGAAGCUGGCACAGUUAUGUCCUUCUACAAUGGCGUACGAAUUACGCAUCAGGAGGUGGACAGCAGGGACUGGGCUUUGAAUGGAAAUACAAUAUCCCUUGAUGAUGAAACAGUCAUAGAUGUGCCAGAACCCUAUAACCAUGCAGCCAAAUACAGUGCCUCAUCAGGGCACAAGGCAAACCACUCAUUCACACCUAACUGUGUUUAUGAGACGUUUGUUCAUCCUCGAUUUGGGCUGAUUAAAUGUAUUCGCACUACUAGGGCUGUGGAGAAGGAUGAAGAAUUAACAGUGGCUUAUGGAUAUGAUCACAGUUCCACUGGACAAAAUGGGCCAGAAGCACCAGAAUGGUAUCUGGUGCAACUGAAAGCCUUCCAGGCUUCCCAGAAAAAGUGAAAUGCAAGCAGCGUCUCAGUUCAGAAAACUGGAUCUAUGCACUACCCUUGAUACUGGAAUCAGGACAGUCAGGGAUUGUUUAUACUGAUGUUCUGGAACCCUUCACUCUGUGUCAGAGAAGGGUGGUUUGGAGUUGGGUUUUGUUAUUGUUGUUGCAUACUAACAAGUUUUAACCAUUACCUUAGAGCACCUGUUAAAACUUUAGCUAGUGUUAUGAAAUAACUAUUUAAAAUGGUAUAGAAAGAAAUGGAUUUAUUUGGCAACCAUUCUGUAUCAUAUGCAAAGUUGUCAACAUCUAGCAGAAGGGUAUAAAAAGAUUGGGGUUUUACCAACUGUACAGUCUAGUUGUUACUGUGCAACUGCAUUUUGUACACAUACCAUUUUGUUAAUGGUAAUAGAACUGUGCUGUUUUUUAUAUUCUAGAAAAGUAGCAUAAUUUGUGCUCUUAAAACCUUUGACAAUAUUUAGAACUGUUUCUAUGUUGGUGCCCAGGAGGUUGGCCUUUGUAGCUCCUCUCUUCUCUCUCUCUCUCUCUGUCUCUCUGUCCACUGUCACUUCCUUAAAAGACAAAGACUGCACAAAGGUUUUAACAACAAUAUUAUAUGUAGGUUUUUAUGGCUCUGUGUACAAAUGAAUUUUAGAAAUGUGCCUAGGAAAAUCAGAGCUGGUGCAACUUUAAUUAUGAUAAUCGUACUUGAAUAACUUCUAGUCAUUGUGGUGUGUGUGUGUGUGUGUGUUUACAAAGACAAAAAACCCUUGAAAACAAGAGAAUUAUAAUUGGUGUGGAAACAAGUGAUUCAACAUUGUAUCAAGAGAUUGCUUGCUUGUGAAAUCCUCUUCCUUCUACUCUUCCCUUUACUGCUUCUAAAUGGUGGAUUCUAGGGAUCCUGAGAGAGAAGUAUAUUAAUCAGAGGCAGGGUUGUUUGAUAGAUAGGGUCUCAAAAACAAGCAGAGGAGUUGGACGUUGGAACCCUGUUUGUUUUAUCGUUAUAUUUAUAUGAAUGGAAGAAAAUGGAGAGUAAUUUGAAAGGUUAAGAGCAAAAAUUGUAUUUCUAUGGUAAAAUUAAUUACAUUUAUGUAUAUGUCAAAUAGUUUUUAUGGUGAUUAUAAAAUACAUUUAUAGUUCUUAACUAGCUUUUAUCUGUGAUCAGUAAAACAAUAAUGGAAAGCAGGGUCUGCAGAUCAGGUAUCAUGUUGGCAUUUGUUUUUUUUCUGAAUAUGAUUGCAUUGUCAGUUACUCCUAUAGAAAGAGACUUUUGCAUAUGUUCUUUAUCUGCAGGUUGAUCACUCAACUUGUAGAUGGAGUGUGAGAGAGGUGGGCAGAAUCAAAUACAAAAGGGACAGGGGAGGCAAGACUCAAAAUUGUAUUGAAAAGCCUUACUAGAAUAACUCAACAAAUUGAAUUCUUGUGCCCCGAGAAAGGCUUCCUCAAAACAGGUUGGGUAAUUCACUAUUUUAUUAAUGUUCCCAUUACUUUUCAGUACCAUUUUGAAGAUCGCUUUUACCUCCCUCUCUCAUCUGCUCUUUUACUUGCAUUCUAACAGAUCAAAUCUGAAAAGGCUUUAACUAUUUUUCAGGUGCUAGGUUAGGUUUUCAACAUGGAAAAUGUAUAAGGAUGAACUAAAAGAAAAAAGGUUGGUGUUUGGUAUUGGAGAAUCGUCAUCACUGUGACUGAUAUUCACUGAAUGUACUUACAGAGAGAAUUUUAUUAAUUGUCCACUUUAUUUCAAAUAAGAGCCUUUUCUGGAUGAGGAUGAGGCUUGCACAGUGAAUGAAUUUUGCAAAAAGAUUUCUUUCAAUGCCUGCCUAAAGUUUUCUUUUAAUGCCUGCAAAAGAACAGUGAAUGGGAGCCUUGACGAUUCUCCAACUUUUCACUUUCACACGUCGUUUCAGCAUAUUCAAGUAUGGCAAACAGCCUACACAGAUGAGAUUUCAUUAAAUCAGCUGGGCUUUUUGAGGCUGAACUCAUCCUCACUCCAUGGAAGUAGCUGACAAAGGCUGAAAUUAUAAUGCUGCUUCUGCAAAUAGGUACAAAAUGAAGAGGAAAAAUGAUAUGCAGCUCUUACCUACAAGCAUUUAAGUACAACACAAAUUGCUGUUAGUUCAUGAACAUGUUUGCAGAUAAAUACUACUGAUUUUGAUGGAACACUCUUUGGAUUUAAAUGAAAUUACUCAGUAGCGAGACAGGAGCCAUGGUGUUUGCAUGCAUGGAGUUCCUUUUGAAAUAGUACCUUGGAUUCUAAAUCUGCAAUCCAAAGCACAUUUAUUAGGAAGUAAGUCCCAUUUAGCACAUUGGAACUUAUUUCUUAAUAAACAUGCUUAGGGCCACAUUGCAUAUCUGAUAUUACAACAGUUGCAGUCUGUGUAAUUACUGACAUCACUGUCAAGAUGCAGGAGUAUUAGAAUAAUUCCUCCUGAUUAUAAUAAUAUGGUCUUACUGUUUUUCUAUUCUAGAAGUACAGAUAUGAUUCUGUAGACUUCAUCAUAUCUGACUAAUGCUCAUCAAUGUAUUUUUAAAAAAAGACCCAGGGAAGGAAAUUCUUCAGCUGCCCUGCCAGUGGGUUCCAUUGCCUGUUUUUAGAAGUAGGGAGUGUUUACUGAUAGUCAACCUAAGCCUGCUUUGCUGCAAGCUUAAACCUACAUUCUUCAGUGAGAAGAUUUCUUUGUCUGCUUUAUGGCAGCCUUUUGGGUACUUGACAACUGCAGUGGAGCUUCCACUCCACUACCACCAGCUUUAAUCCUUUGUCUAAUGCAAUACAAGUCAGACAUACAAUAAUAAUCGUCUUCUUAGGAAAACGCUUGUCCUCUUGGUGUGUGCAGAUUGACUUUGCUUUCAAAAAAAUUACAACUUUACUAACUAUCUUGCAAAACAACACACCCCACAAGAUGCAUGAUUUGACUAUAUUAGCAAUAGCACUUCCUUAAAAAAAAAAAAAGAGAAAAAAAGAGGCUAGUAAUGCCUAAAUGGGGCAGAAGUGGAUUGUUUUGAUUAAUGUUUGCUUUUUAAAGACAAAAACCAAGCAUUUGUUUGCUGGUACGUCCUAAUAAAUCAGAUUCAUGUAUUAGGGCAGAACGAUAUUUUUCUAAACAGGAGAUAUAUUAAUUAGAAGUUGUUUUAUCUGCUGCUCUUCCUAUAGUUGCCAUGGCUUCCUUAAAAGAAUGGCUUUCCUGGAUCAGAUAAAGAUCCCUCCGGUCCAGCAUUAUGCUCUCCUUCAGAGAUGAGUUAGAUAUUUCUGAAGGUUUAUGAACAAGGAAUUGAAGGCAAUGGCCAUUCCCACAAUCUUGGAUCAUUAGAACUUCUGGACAUGGAUGUUUCAAAUAACUAAUUGCUAAUAGCUACUGGAAGAUCUAACUUUCAUGAGAAAAUUUUUACUUUUAAGACCAGUUCCAAUCAAGCAGAAUGAGUGAUCUAGUCCCCUGUGUGUGGGUCGGUGGGUGGGUGGGAAUACACUGGCUAUUAUCAAGAAGUGUGAUUAGUCCAGUGGGCUCCAUCCUUUUCAAAAAGGAGCUCCUCCUUGCUUUCAACUACAGUUUUUCUAUAGAACAGUUUGUGUUAGGUGGUGGUAUUUGUUAAUAUGGUGUCACAAAAGGUGAUUCAGAGAAAUUCAGCUAGAAUUAGGUUUGGAAAACAAACUAAUGGAAACUUAAAGGGUUAAAAUACAGAAUUCAAACUCCUUCCUCUCUCUUCUGCAUGUAUUUGUCCUAUAAUCGACCAGUAAUUGGGUAAGCACUUUAAAAAGGUCACUGUAGAUCUUGCUUUGAGUAAGUUAUGUGUACAGCAGCUACCUCCAUGUUCUGGAAAGUCAGGCUUAGAGGAAUUUUCAGAGCCUUUCAUAAUUUCUAAACUCUAUUCUGGUUUGAAAUGUUGGGAGUGUUGCAUGCAGUGCUUUUAAUUGGUCCUACAUGAGCCCAGUAUCUUGUGUGUGUGGCUUGGAUCUUAUGAGCUAUAGGUAGGAUGUAAGAGUGAAUCUAAAUAGUUGGUGUAAUAUAUCUGCAUGUUUGUGUAUCAGGGGAUGGAUAUCAUGUUUCCUAGCACAUGGUAAUGUUUUCCCCCAGUCUCCUUAUGACUCAUGUUCUUAUCUGCGCUUGGGUGAAGCUGCUGUAGGCUAUUUGCUUGGUUUUCAUGUAUUGGUGGACAAUGUUCUUGAGUGGCCCCUACCAUUUUGUUAACACUUUGUUUUAGUGACUGUGGCUUGAUAUAGUCUGUGCCUCUUUUUUAUGCCCAGGAAUUAUAUAUACCUAUCAUUCUAUGCAAAAGACUGUUCCUAGAUAGUUCCUGCUACUGAAUGUGUAGGCUCCUAGAGUACAAUAAAUUUAGUUGUACCUAAAGCCUACAAGAACCUGGAAUGUCACCCACAAUCCCCAUUUUAGACUACAGGGGGUUCUUUCAAAGAUAUGAGUACAUGAUGAUUCCAUGUUUUGACUCCCAAAUAACCAGGCUUCCCCAAUCCUACAGAUUUUUUAUAUUUCAACUCCCGUCAGCCACAGCCAGCAUGGGCAAUGGGUUACGAAUGCUGGGAGUUGCAGUCCAAAACAUCUGGAGAGCAUCAGGUUGGGGAAGGCUGCAAAUAACUAUAUGGAAAUUAAUCAUUAGUUCUUUUCCUGGAGCAAAUGUUCUUCUGCUUUUGACUCUUGGUGCAGAGAUCUUUGACUUUAAGCCAGUGCAGAUAUAGUCAUCAUAAGGCCCAUGGGCCAUAUUUGACCUUCCCAGAUUUCCCUCUGGCCCAGUCCCAAACUAGUACUAUACAGUGACUGUGUGAAAGGAUGAUUAUGCUGCAGAAAAGGAAGGAGUCUUUGUGUGGAAAGGACCUGGCAAGUUAAACUUAGCUCUGCGUUGGGUCCUGCGUUGCCUAGCAGUGAUUGGUGCAAUCAGUACUAAGUAAAGUCUUCAGCAUUCAUUUUCUGAGCUUGUGUGUGCUGGUGAAACCAACAUAUCAUAUGUCGCUUUCCCAAUGACAGAAUUAUGUUACAAAAUAUCUACAUGUAAAGUUUAUUAAAACUCAAAUGUUUCAAAGCAUCUUUAUUGGAGCAUAAUCUUAACUUCACCUGAAAGGUUAUGAUUGUGCAAUCUUCUGAUCUAUAUGUUGGUGGGAAAUUGUCUUUAGCCCUGUUAGCAGCAAUAGAACUAUUAUUUAGGAAUGCUAAUUCACUAGCUGAAGAAUAGGUCAAUUGCAAGAUACCUGCAUAAAUCAAAGGUUUUGAAUGCUAUCAUUUCUUAAUGUCAUCUGUUUCUACGGCAAGAUAGCUUUUUCCUUUAAAAUUUUUAUUAAAUUUAAAACCAAAAUGAAGUCUAUAGUAUUGCCUAUUGAAAAGCAAAGAAAUAUCUAAGCCAUAAAAUCAUAGAUGGGAUACUUUGCAAGAUUUUAGACUCUGUGUGUGUGUAUAUGUAGAUCAUAGUUGUAUAGAAUUAUUCUAAUGGAAGAAUGCAUAUGUAAAAUAUAUGAUUCAAGACUUAUACUUGUAAGUCUGUUUUUAAAUACAAAAGCAUAGAAAUUCAAACCAGAUGGAACAUUUUAAAAGACAGAAAUUAAUCAGCUGUUUAAACUGAUGAAAGCGUCAGGCUGAGAGAGAACUUUAUGUAGCCUUUUCAUUUUUAUUGUCAAAUGUUAAUGAAAUAUACAGACAUCUUUGACACUUGUAAACUUUGCUUCCUACUACUUAAUAUUCAAUGGCAACAAUAAACCAUAUGAUAAUAGUUGGAGUGCUAGAUAUAAAAAGAAAGCAAAUUGUUGUAAGAAAGCCCACUUUUGCAGGUUUGUAGAUAGAGCCAUUUUGGGAAAUGCGUGGAUUCCAAUAUGACAGAUAUAUAAAAUAUUAACCUUCUGUUGUAUUAUGGAGUUUGGGUUUUUGAGGUCAGUGGUUAAUGUGUAGUAGAUGUCAUAAUCCUCUGAAACUGAAGGAAAUAUGCAGAGGACACCAAAUCUAGUCAAUCCAAUUCUGGAAAUUAUAUUGACCAAUUUAGGAGUCAGAGGGUGAGGUUUUAUCAUGCCUUGUGGUAAAGGAGGGUAAAGAAACAGUGAUUACUCAAUAAACAUGAGAAACCUAAUAUGAGUCCCAUUUGUUCUGCAAGGUAUUUGAGAAACUGGGAUUAGGAUCAGAUCUAGAAUGUGGAAGAUAAUGAUAAUAGAUAUUAAGGGUAGGGACUGAAAUAAAACAUUGAACCCUUUUAAACAUUUUAAAUUUCUAUGGUUAUGGCCAUUUUAAAAAGGGUAAGGCUUAUUUAAUAGGCCAUUGGGUAUUCUCUAGUGACAGCGUCCUAUUUUAGUUUGCUCUUUUGGAAUAUAGCUGGCUGAUGAAAGUCAUAUAAUUUGGAGUAUCUAAAACAAUUCUCCAAAUUCGAUGUCAUUGUUCUGCAAGGAAAAAGAGUAUGAAAUUGCUGGAACAUUCAUUUUAAACUUGGUACCACCACCCCAAUCUGAACCAUCUUUGAAUUAGGGCCAUCCCUCUUUGCAUGCACAUAUUCAAGUUAGUAAAGGACCCUGACUGAAGUCAUGAAGAGAUGCUGCCAGUCAGUGUUGACAAUUCUGGCUUAGAUGGAUGAAUGGUCUGACUCAGUAUAAGGCAGCUUCUAUAUUCACAUGCAAUAUUUUUAGUACAAAUAUUCAGUUUAACCUCAAGAUACAGUAUUGUUAAUUUUUCGAUGUAGGCAAAAUGGUCUAUCAGUGUGCAAUUGAACAACAAACCAGCAAACAUAGCUGCAGAGGAGCAAAGCGGUGCUUAGAUCAGAACACAGGUCUUUCUAGAUUGUAAUGUCCCAAAGAAAGCAUGCAAGGUUUGAAGAAUUCCACAGAAGUGGACUACUUGGGGAUUUUGUUAUAAAUGUCUUAUACCUGUUCAGGUGUAUUCAAGAUAAUAAGAAAGCACAGGCUUCACUGAUGGGAUCAACAUGCACAACCCAUGACAAAGCAGAUAGAAAAAUAAUUCUUCCCCUAAGGGACAUUAGUAGAAAAUGGUUUCAGAAGUAUUGCAAUAUGUACAAUGCUUACUAAUGUAGUUCUAUCAAUAAUCUAUUUUCUUAGGGAUGUGUGAAUCAGCAAAACAUGACCUUGCCAGAGUUAUCCAAAUUCCAUCUAAACGCUCGUUCCAAAUUGAUUGUAAACAUUGUUUUUUUCUUUUUGCAUGAAAAUCUGCAUUUUUGUGUAUAUUUUUCCAAAUGUAUGUAUCAACUGUGUACAACUUUGAAAAGCACACAUUCUUCUCUGAUAGAUUGAAGUGUAUUUGUGCACAUUUUUCAAAUGCACAGAUGCUGUCAAACACUUUUAUUUUUUGGUAUGUGAAUCAUAGUGCAAGCUCAGAAAUGUUCAGACUUUGAUUGCAGACUGUCCAGUCUGGAAGCUACAAACUGGCUAAACCCUGAUAAAAAAUGAGCUGAAACGAAUUUCUCAUACAUCCAUAAUAAUUGGUCUACAUAAAUUAUGAAUAACCUUUGGAAAAAAAUGAAUGACUAAAACCAUAGGAAGGGAUAAAUCUGAAGCUUUGGAAAGAUUCUAUGCAUUCACAAAAUGUGAUCAGGGUUAAAUGUUGAAAAAUUUCUCAUUGAAAUAUAUAAAUGGACAUAUAUCAUAUUCCAACAACAUUCGCAUCAGUUUUAGACCCACAAAGUCCAAUUUGAAGUAGAUGAAGCUAGGCAGUUUACCCACAAAAAGUCUACUCCCAGUGUCUGGCGCCCAUGUUGUUGUAAUGCAACAUUCACUCAGUUGCUACCACAAUGGCCAUAUUUGGAGGCCAUCAAUGGUGAUUAUAUUUGGCUGCUCUGUCAUGGGGACUGAAGUGGUUAAAACUUUUAGAAAUUAGACUAAAUGUCUUGAGUUCCAUGUCUCAGGUUAAAGUAUGAGUACACAACAAACCAGCCUGUGGUGGUAAACUACAGUAUCAAGAUUACCUUGUAAUGUCCAGGAAGUGAACUGCAAAGAAGGCUAUGGAAUUUAAUUUGUGCAUCUUUUUCUCUCUCUUAAAAUACAAGCCUAUGUUCAUGUUUACAUUUUUGGAACGCACCAUUCUAUUAAUUUGAAUUCUUCAAUGUAAAAUAGGAUGAUACGCCAAUAUAGUUAUGUAAAUCCACUUCUGAUUUGUGCAGAAUGUAUUUUAAUAUUUGUGAACAAAUUCCUUGACCUCAGACUACAGAAAUGUCACCAUAUGUUACAGAAAUGUUUAAAUACCAAAAUUGAAAAAGCUAUUUAAACAGAAAUGUCUAUAUACAAAAUUGGAAAAUAACUGCCAUAUGAAAUUGUGCAUUUUCAAAGGUAGUGCUACAUCUGAAAUUGAAAGUUCAGCUAAUACAAUCCUGCAAAGAGGGCUGUCAUAUCAAAUUGCAUUUCUAGUUAGAAUCUUAAUUAGAAGUCUCACUUUUAAAAUGUGUAUUAUAGUAACUGUUUUCUUCUCUCUUCCUAUAUUCUUUGUGAAACUUUCAUAUUGUAACUGAACUUGGUUUCAAAAUAUCUGUGGCUCACUUUUAAGCUUCUUGCAAAAAGCAAUUUCUUUGUU